This is a messenger RNA of Magnolia sinica, 1719 nucleotides long. Its product is annotated as polyubiquitin. Gene Ontology annotation, molecular function: ubiquitin protein ligase binding; protein tag activity. The coding region runs from base 155 to 1528 and encodes 457 amino acids. The transcript is spliced from 2 exons. Gene Ontology annotation, cellular component: nucleus; cytoplasm. Gene Ontology annotation, biological process: protein ubiquitination; modification-dependent protein catabolic process. NCBI's taxonomy places the organism in Eukaryota, Viridiplantae, Streptophyta, Magnoliopsida, Magnoliales, Magnoliaceae. The record is from RefSeq and is a predicted model, not a curated record.
UUCUUGGUAGUUCCGUCACGUGGGUCCACAGAGACGUAACAGACUCGGCAAUCGCCACCAUAAAUUGCAGCCGUCUGGUUAGGCGUUCUCAUUCCGUCGUUCCUCUUCUUCUCGUAGGAAAAAGAAAAAGCUUCUGAAACCCUUCUCUCUCAAGAUGCAGAUCUUUGUAAAGACACUCACUGGUAAGACAAUCACUCUCGAAGUUGAGAGCUCAGAUACAAUUGACAAUGUUAAGGCCAAGAUCCAGGACAAGGAGGGCAUCCCACCUGACCAGCAGCGUCUAAUCUUCGCCGGCAAGCAGCUUGAGGAUGGCCGCACCCUGGCUGAUUACAACAUCCAGAAGGAGUCAACCCUCCACCUUGUUCUCCGGUUGAGGGGUGGAAUGCAAAUCUUUGUGAAGACUCUCACAGGCAAGACUAUCACACUUGAGGUUGAGAGCUCAGACACAAUCGACAAUGUCAAGGCCAAGAUCCAGGACAAGGAGGGCAUUCCCCCAGACCAGCAGCGUCUGAUCUUUGCUGGUAAGCAGCUUGAGGACGGCCGCACCCUUGCCGACUACAACAUCCAAAAGGAAUCCACCCUUCACCUUGUGCUCCGUCUCAGGGGUGGGAUGCAGAUCUUUGUGAAGACCCUCACUGGCAAGACGAUCACUCUCGAGGUUGAGAGCUCUGAUACGAUUGACAAUGUCAAGGCCAAGAUCCAGGAUAAGGAGGGCAUUCCCCCAGACCAGCAGCGUCUUAUCUUUGCUGGAAAGCAGCUUGAGGACGGCCGCACCCUUGCUGACUACAACAUCCAGAAGGAAUCCACCCUUCAUCUGGUUCUCCGAUUGAGGGGUGGGAUGCAGAUCUUUGUCAAGACGCUGACUGGCAAGACCAUCACUCUUGAGGUUGAGAGCUCCGACACAAUCGACAAUGUAAAAGCCAAGAUCCAGGACAAGGAGGGAAUUCCCCCAGAUCAGCAGCGUCUGAUCUUCGCUGGCAAGCAGCUUGAGGAUGGCCGCACCCUUGCUGACUACAACAUCCAGAAGGAAUCAACGCUCCACCUUGUGCUGCGUCUGCGUGGUGGCAUGCAGAUCUUUGUCAAGACCCUCACCGGCAAGACUAUCACUCUUGAAGUCGAGAGCUCAGACACCAUUGACAAUGUCAAGGCGAAGAUCCAGGACAAGGAGGGCAUCCCUCCUGAUCAGCAGCGUCUGAUCUUUGCUGGCAAGCAGCUUGAAGAUGGAAGGACUCUGGCGGACUACAAUAUCCAGAAGGAGUCGACACUCCACCUGGUACUGCGGCUGCGCGGUGGGAUGCAGAUUUUUGUGAAGACACUUACUGGGAAGACCAUCACUCUGGAGGUGGAGAGCUCGGACACUAUUGACAAUGUUAAGGCGAAAAUCCAGGACAAGGAGGGGAUCCCACCUGACCAGCAGCGCCUCAUCUUCGCUGGUAAGCAGCUUGAGGAUGGUCGCACACUGGCAGAUUACAAUAUCCAGAAGGAAUCCACCCUUCACCUUGUCCUCCGACUCCGUGGUGGUUUCUAAGUCAUGCCAUGUUUCAAGUUGAAUUGGGUCUCUGAUGAUUUAGUUCGGUAAAAACUCUAUGAUGCUUAGGUUUGAAGUUUGUUAUGGUUGGUUUCAAGGUUUUUAGUUUUCUUCUUAUGAACUCUGUGAAGUUGGUAGACUGCUUCUCUUUCUAUGUUGUAGUUGUUAAUAAAUCUUCAUCUUAGUUUAAA